Molecule: messenger RNA, 461 nt
Organism: Olea europaea var. sylvestris
Lineage: Eukaryota; Viridiplantae; Streptophyta; Magnoliopsida; Lamiales; Oleaceae
Exons: 1
Coding region: 89-229 (46 amino acids)
Biological process (GO): negative regulation of cell population proliferation
Source: RefSeq, a predicted model, not a curated record
AUCCUUCAAAACAUCCUCACAACCAUUAGUGCAAAACUCAAACACAAAUUCUCUUACUAUACAACAAGUUCUUCCACUCAAGAACAUCAUGAAAAUGAACAGCACCAACGUGGGAAACUCCAAAAGAAGGAUUUCGAGCAGAGGCCUUGGAGGCCUCCUUAGAGAACAAAGGGCUAGGCUCUACAUAAUAAGGAGGUGUGUUGUCAUGCUUCUUUGCUAUCACGAUUGAUCAAAGCUUUCGUUGAUGGACAAGGACGAGAAGAAUUUACACUUUUUCUUACUUUUUCCAACUUUCUUAGAGUGUAAAUAGCAAUAGCUACACGUACUAGCUACAAGCUAACAAUUUUGUAUUGACCGACCUAAUUCGGCUUCAUGUAUAUUGUACAUCCAAUAGCUUGUAUUGAAACGAUCAUUUUGAUUUCAUUACAUAUGUUAAAUUCCUUUUCUUUUUUUCCAUUCAA